Messenger RNA from Piliocolobus tephrosceles (Ugandan red Colobus), 3087 nucleotides. It is a transcript of the gene CTSA, whose product is annotated as cathepsin A. The record is from RefSeq and is a predicted model, not a curated record. The transcript has 15 exons. The coding region runs from base 1281 to 2714 and encodes 477 amino acids. NCBI's taxonomy places the organism in Eukaryota, Metazoa, Chordata, Mammalia, Primates, Cercopithecidae. Gene Ontology annotation, biological process: proteolysis. Gene Ontology annotation, molecular function: serine-type carboxypeptidase activity.
UAGUGCUGGACAGACCAAGGCCUAGCACACUGGCUACGGAGCCCUAGCAGAUUCCUGUCCCCACAUUGAGCCAGGAGGGGUCGCUGCCCAGGGAUACCUACAGCCAUACUCGAGCUGGACAAGGCGCACGCUCUUGGUGGAAGCAAACACGUCCACCACCGCGUAGAGGGGCUGCGCAGCUGGCAGCCCCCGGGCGCUGGGGCCCAUGUCCUCGCCGUUGAUGAUAAUGUGCAUGUCGGCCGUGCCAUCCGGGCGCGGGCAGAAGAGGACGCCCAGGCGGCUACGGCGCGCCGUCGGAGGCAGCACGUUCAGCUCAUAGAGCUGGUCCAAGAGAUGGCUGUAGAGCCCUGGCCGGCUGCGGCCCACCAGGCGGUCCCGGGGAAUGCGAAACUGCUCAAUGCGCAGAUAUGGUUCCACCAGGAGGGUUGGAGGUCGGCUGGGGGCCGCUGCCUCCGCCUCCGGGCGGCCCUCCCGGGGCACGCGGUUGUGGUGGCGCGUGAUGGCGAAGACCCAGGUGUGGCCCAGGUUGACCAGGUCGGGCAGAGAAAACUCGGGAACGGGGGCCAGACUGGCGGGGUCCAGCGCCGUCAGACCAAGACGCAGAUGUCCGCACCAGCCCAACUCUUUCUCUUCGAUCUCGACCAGGAAGACCUGGCCCGGGGCCAGCGGCUCACGGCUGAAGCACACGCCGUGGGCGAAGCUCUCCACGCGUGUGGCCCGCGUCCCAGAGGGGUCCACGCGGAUGUUGUCACCGUGCACCCGAUGGAAGCGGGUGGGAGGGGGCUGCGGGCGCGCGGGUCCCCAGAGUGCACCCGAAUCCACGGGCUCGGAGGCAGCAGCCAUCUCUCGGCCAUAAGGCAGGCCAGCGGGCGCCGGGGGCUAUUUUGGGCAGCGGGCUCAGAUGGUGACCGCAAGGGGACCUUGUAAGGCAUUUCCCACCUGCCUCCCUUCCUCGAGCCUCUGCCCGGGGGUCCUAGCGCCGCUUGCUCAGCCAUCCCGCCUAGAACUUGGCCGUCCACACCCAGAUCAUCUGAUCGCGUGCGUCCGGGCUACGAUCCGCGAGGCCCGCGGACCUUGACCUGGCAUUGACCGCCACCGCCCCCCAGGCCGGUAGGGACCAAAGAAGGGGCGGGAGGAAGACUGUCACGUGGCGCCGGAGUUCACGUGACUCGGAGUACACAUGACUUCCAGACCCCGGGCGCCUCCUGGAGAGCAAGGACACGGGGGAGCAGAGGUGAGCUGGCACCGGAGGCUGGAGGGGAUCCCCAAGCCCGGGAUCGAUGAUCCGAGCCGCGCCACCGCCGCUGUUCCUGCUGCUGCUGCUGCUAGUGUCCUGGGCGCCCCGAGGAGAGGCAGCCCCCGACCAGGACGAGAUCCAGCGCCUCCCCGGACUGGCCAAGCAGCCGUCCUUCCGCCAGUACUCCGGCUACCUCAAAGGCUCCGGCUCCAAGCACCUCCACUACUGGUUUGUAGAGUCCCAGAAGGAUCCCGAGAACAGCCCUGUGGUGCUUUGGCUCAAUGGGGGUCCCGGCUGCAGCUCCCUAGAUGGGCUCCUCACAGAGCAUGGCCCCUUCCUGGUCCAGCCAGAUGGUGUCACCCUGGAGUACAACCCUUAUUCUUGGAAUCUGAUUGCCAAUGUGUUAUACCUGGAGUCCCCAGCUGGGGUGGGCUUCUCCUACUCCGAUGACAAGUUUUAUGCAACUAAUGACACUGAGGUCGCCCAGAGCAAUUUUGAGGCCCUUCAAGAUUUCUUCCACCUCUUUCCGGAGUACAAGAACAACAAACUUUUCCUGACCGGAGAGAGCUAUGCUGGCAUCUACAUCCCCACCCUGGCCGUGCUGGUCAUGCAGGACCCCAGCAUGAACCUUCAGGGGCUGGCUGUGGGCAAUGGACUCUCCUCCUAUGAGCAGAAUGACAACUCCCUGGUCUACUUUGCCUACUACCAUGGCCUUCUGGGGAACAGGCUUUGGUCUUCUCUCCAGACCCACUGCUGCUCUCAAAACAAGUGUAAUUUCUAUGACAACAAAGACCCGGAAUGCGUGACCAAUCUUCAGGAAGUGGCCCGCAUCGUGGGCAACUCUGGCCUCAACAUCUACAACCUCUAUGCCCCUUGUGCUGGAGGGGUGCCCAGCCAUUUUAGGUAUGAGAAGGACACUGUUGUGGUCCAGGAUUUGGGCAACAUCUUCACUCGCCUGCCACUCAAGCGGACGUGGCAUCAGGCAUUGCUGCGCUCAGGGGAUAAAGUGCGCAUGGACCCCCCCUGCACCAACACGACAGCUGCUUCUACCUACCUCAACAACCCGUAUGUGCGGAAGGCCCUCCACAUCCCGGAACAGCUGCCGCAAUGGGACAUGUGCAACUUUCUGGUAAACUUACAGUACCGCCGUCUCUACCGAAGCAUGAACUCCCAGUAUCUGAAGCUGCUUAGCUCACAGAAAUACCAGAUCCUGUUAUAUAAUGGAGAUGUAGACAUGGCCUGCAAUUUCAUGGGGGAUGAGUGGUUUGUGGAUUCCCUCAACCAGAAGAUGGAGGUGCAACGCCGGCCCUGGUUAGUGAAGUAUGGGGACAGUGGGGAGCAGAUUGCCGGCUUCGUGAAGGAGUUCUCCCACAUCGCCUUUCUCACGAUCAAGGGCGCCGGCCACAUGGUUCCCACCGACAAGCCCCUCGCUGCCUUCACCAUGUUCUCUCGCUUCCUGAACAAGCAGCCAUACUGAGGACCACAGCAACCAGCUCCACGGCCUGAUGCGGCCCCUCCCAGCCACUCCUGCUAGGAGAGUCUUCUUCUAAGCAAAGUGCCCCUGCAGGCCAGGUUCUGCCUUCAGGACUGCCCCCUUCCCACAGCCCUGUGCAUCCCAGACUGGGCCAGGGUCUCCCAUAGACAGUCUGGGGGCAAGUUAGCACUUUAUUCCCAUAGCAGUUCCUGAAUGGGGUGGCCUGGCCCCCUCUCUGCUUAAAGAAUGCCCUUUAUGAUGCACUGAUCCCAUCCCAGGAACCCAACAGAGCUCAGGACAGCCCACAGGGAGGUGGUGGACGGACUGUAAUUGAUGGAUUGACUGAUUAUGGAAUUAAAUUGGGUACAGCUUCAAA